UUUUCCUUAACACAAAUAAAGCAGUCACAAAACUAUCAAACGAAAAUCCCAACCGACUUUCAUAUUUUCCAUACAAUAAUUAAUACUAACAACAAGAUGGAUUGCGACCAAUCGAGUUCGGAGGAGCAGCGCGAACGCGUUGACAACGCAAUCCUGACCGCCAUGGAGGAUCUGGAUCGGGACUAUCUGCGCAAGCUGCAGAUCGAGAUGCACACCUGUGCGACCGCCUGUUGUGCGGAUGCGGAUGCGAAUGCGGAGGCGGUGGAGCGGUGCGUGGACCGGUGCCAGAUCCGUUUGACAAGAGCCCGCUGCUUCGUGCAGCAGGGGAUAUCAGACUUUGAGAAUCGUUUGGAGAAGUGCAUCCAGCAGUGCCGAAUCCAUGGAUCUGCAUAUAGCUUGGAACGUUGCUCCAGCAACUGCGUGGAUAGCCAUGUGGGAAUGCUGCCCGAAAUGCUCAGGGCUAUGCGAGAUACCCUGGAAAAGGGUGUUUAAUAGAGCACUUUUUUUUCCAUUUUUUUCAAAUUAAAUUCGUUGGCUUAAAACCAAUUUUUUGUGGUACACCUUAAUAAAA
This is a messenger RNA of Drosophila erecta, 571 nucleotides long. RefSeq names its product protein FAM136A. The record is from RefSeq and is a predicted model, not a curated record. The coding region runs from base 97 to 492 and encodes 131 amino acids. Gene Ontology annotation, cellular component: cytoplasm. The transcript has a single exon. NCBI's taxonomy places the organism in Eukaryota, Metazoa, Arthropoda, Insecta, Diptera, Drosophilidae.